Molecule: messenger RNA, 1731 nt
Organism: Anopheles gambiae (African malaria mosquito)
Lineage: Eukaryota; Metazoa; Arthropoda; Insecta; Diptera; Culicidae
Exons: 4
Coding region: 1189-1620 (143 amino acids)
Source: RefSeq, a predicted model, not a curated record
GCAUUACUAUACGUGGCUAACCGUUCCAUUAUGGAGUGUGAAAAGUUCUAAGCAUACAAUUAUAGUGCGACAGUAGUGCAAUCGAUGAUAAGAUUGCACGCACGCGCUUUAUCACAAAACUAAUGUUGUUGAUCGACACGUUUGCGGGUGGGGAUCAAUUUUAGGGCAGGAAUGUGUUAUUUUGCAGGGUUUUUUUUUCGAAUUGUUUUCGCUAACCUGACCUCGGGGCUGCUCGUGCCGCCCAUUGCACACGAUUUGCACUAAAUUAAAACCAGUGCGGACGUGAGAGUUCAGUGCGUGACCCUUUUGCCUCCAUUUGCAUUGUACUAUGGAAUCAACAAAACCUUUUUGCUUCUUCCUCCUGGUGUUCUGGAAGAUGUUACGUCUAAUGGCAAUAGGGAUGGAAGCCGAUCCGACGAAUGAGCAAACAUUGCACAAAUACACUGCUCCCACUCGAAACUGAUAACAGCCCUAUUGUAUGUAUGUAUGUAAUGUAUUGUGAUCUGUCCAGGGCGCGGAUCCACCGAUCCAUCCCUGUCUCGAUCCAUUCUGCACCCGGCAGGGGCUUCUUUCGAUGAUAACCUCCGCCCGUCCGACUACGGAACUCGGGAACCAUCCGCAUUGAUAAGGGUGUCGGGUAUUGCGCGUGUCGGUAUGUGUGCCCGGUGGCCCCCGAUCUGUUUUGCUGUGGCUGUGUGCAUCGUCCGGACUCGAUCAUAAAAGCCGACCCGGACCAACAGAAACUUUCCAGUCGUUGCUCGUUCAUCGAUCGUUACGACCAGAGUCACAUUUUGCCUCAGCGCAUAUGAAAUCAGCUCCGAAUCCGUGCAAGUAAUUGCCUGCCUGCGUGUGUGUGUGUGUUUGAGUAGUCGUGCGCAAAGACAUUGAUGUCAAUGUGUUGUGAACGCCAGUGUGUAGAUGCCAGUGUGUGACUUCCCGUGACCCGAAAGACCUGCAGGGCUGCUUUCGACGCAUCGUAUCUGUGAUUUAGGAGGCGGAAAAACAAGUGUCCAUUCUGGGACCACGUGGUUUUGCGCUCGGUAGUUGGGGUUUCCACAUUUUCCGGACCUCUCAAUAAGUGAACUGCUCCUGCUUGUGAUUUUUACUCUACAGUGAUAAAGAGUGCCCCGUACUUCGUGCAUCGUUUCCAAGCCCUGAACUCGUCCACCCGUGGCGUCCGGGAACUGAAUGGUUAGAGAGCAACGGUGUAGCGGAGGCAGUGUGAAUUAUUUCCAGCUUUUCAGCUCGUUCAGUUUGGUGACCACAUUGUUCGACCUUUACGAAGAUUGCAGCAGUAUGGCCUGUCUUCCUCAGUCAGCGUUCGCCGUGCACAAGAUCCGUCAGGCACAGAACGAGAAAGAUCUCACCGUUGCACGCAUGACAGGUGACAAGCAAGGUCCGAGAUAUUUGAACAAGAAUACUCUCGAUCUGACGCCGGUCAAGUAUAAUGGCAAGCUGAUGAACAGCAUCUGGGGUCUGUACAAUCGCUACUCGCCCCAUAACUUCAAGAAGAACAAUGGAUCGUUCGGUGGUUUCUUUGGCAUGCAACAGCCAUUUGCUGUUGCAUGCUCUCCGAUGGAGAAAGAACUACCGGUACCCAAUCCAGCCGACCAGAAUUAGAUUGGAUUAUGAUAUGUAGCCGAUUCUCGCUGUUUUCUAGACUAAUAGUGUGUAGAAUCCUAAAUGUGAUUUAGAUUGGAAAUAAUAAAAGAUUUAUUCUUUAAUGUUUAA